GCCGUAGACAUAUAUCCUUCAUUACAUCGAUCUUGCUUCAACUACAUUACAACGUUUUCAACAUGUCUAAUAAUAGUUAUUAUUAUAAUUACAACUAUAUCCAAUCUGUCUUCUUCUUGCUCUUCCCUUUGAUCAUUCUGGUUUCAUCCAAAAAUCCUGUCUGUCCUUUCGACUAUGCUUUCCACUUCGGCGAUGGAGUCACCGAUCUCGGAAAUUCAGUUCUCCUCCUUCCCCAGCCAAUCACAAUUCCUGCCGACCUUCCGCCCUACGGCAUGACCUAUCCGGGCAGCCCGAGCGGCCGCUGGUCCGAUGGCCUUGUCGACUUCGACUUCUCUGCUCCUUUUAUGGGAUUUCCGCACCCGUCUCCUUACUUGUCGUUGAGCCCGAACCACACAAGCGACGGCGAGGCCAUGAUGUUCUCGGACGCAGGAAGCACGGUGCUCGACCGCGACUUCUUUAGAUCCAAGGGGAUUAAAAUCCCAGCCUACGCGGUUUCAUUUGGCGACGAAUUCAGAUGGUUUAAGGCAUCCUUACUUCUCAAUGCUCGACGGAUGAAGGUUUAUUUAUAUUUUUCAAUCUGCUAUGAAUGCACGGAUAGGGCGACUAAAAAGGAUUGGAUGCUACACAUAGCUAUUGAAGGGUCGGGUUGUGUCGGUGGUUGGGGCUCUGUCAUCGCGUUAUAUACAUUAGGUUGCAUUAAGGGUAUCGUUAGGAACUCUCUUGUCAUGCUCGGCGACAUUGAGGCCAACGACCUCGGCUAUGCACUAAGUCAAGGAAAAUCUAUCGAAGAAGCGGCGACUUACAUUCCAUCAAUCCUAAAAACCGAAAUCGAGAUGGCAAAGGAGAUCAUUUCCAUGGGCGCAAUCCGUAUGGUGCUUAUCGGGAGCUCUCCCAUCGGGUGCUUUCCCUACAUGCUCACUUCAAGAGCCACCGACGAUCCAAACGCUUACGACAAUCUAGGAUGUCUAAAAGAUGUCAAUGAGCUCAUAAAACUUAAAAACUCCAUCUUGCUGGAAAAUGUUGAAAAUUUGAAAAAGGAAUUCCCAGAAGUCGACCUAAAUUACUCCCCAUUCGGCGACGGCGUGCUCCAACUUCUCCAAGAAACUAGCCAAGGUCCUUAUUCGGACAACUUACUAAAAACUUGUUGUGGGAUCGGAGGAAAGUACAACUACGAUGAAAAGAGGUUUUGUGGGGGUAAAGGGGUUCCGGUUUGCUCGACUCCUAAGGAAUAUGUGUUUUGGGAUGGAUUGCACGUGACGAACCACGCUGCUGCUCGUAUUGUCGAGAUUCUUCUCGGGGAGGGCGCUCCGACGUUCAAUUGCACGGUGCCAUGGGAUUCAUCGUCAUCCUCGGCCUCAGUUGCUGUUGCUGCCAUUUGAUCUACAAACAUAUCCAUGGAGCUUUUUAAGGGCAAAUAAAUAGGGUAUCAUAUAUAUAUAUAUAUAUAUAUAAGCAUACUCUUCACAAUGCUAGGUAGUUGUUCUUUGCAUUGUGUUUCUGUGUAUUUGACGAUGAUCGAGCCAAGUUAUUGGAUUGGUUAGUUUCGAUCCCAGGUAGUUCUUUGUAUGUGUCGAAGUUUUGGUAUUAUUUAUGUAAUUUGCGAGUAAUGUUUGGUGUUGGGACGAGGCGAAAAGGUUACGUGAUUACGAGUGAGUCGUGUAUCUCACUUGUCGUCGCGUAGUUAACGGUAGGGAUGUCAACGAGGCGGGUUCAGGACGGGUUUUGCAGGCCCCGGAACCCGCCCCACUAAAUAUUAUGAUCCAAGACCCGCUUCGCCCCUCUUCAAUCCGGCCCCAGUACCAGUU
Messenger RNA from Andrographis paniculata, 1805 nucleotides. Its product is annotated as acetylajmalan esterase-like. Gene Ontology annotation, molecular function: hydrolase activity, acting on ester bonds. The record is from RefSeq and is a predicted model, not a curated record. The coding region runs from base 63 to 1379 and encodes 438 amino acids. NCBI's taxonomy places the organism in Eukaryota, Viridiplantae, Streptophyta, Magnoliopsida, Lamiales, Acanthaceae. The transcript has 6 exons.